Quercus robur (English oak) is the source of this 5117-nucleotide messenger RNA. RefSeq names its product TMV resistance protein N-like. Gene Ontology annotation, biological process: signal transduction; defense response. Lineage: Eukaryota; Viridiplantae; Streptophyta; Magnoliopsida; Fagales; Fagaceae. Gene Ontology annotation, molecular function: ADP binding; protein binding. The record is from RefSeq and is a predicted model, not a curated record. The coding region runs from base 902 to 4552 and encodes 1216 amino acids. The transcript is spliced from 6 exons.
UAAGUCAAACGAGUGGUUUAAGUCUAUGACCACGAAGAAAUCAGGAAACUUCAUACAACUUUCCUCAACUCUCCAACACAAUCCUACACUUCAUCUAACGUUAUUAACAAGAAACAGUUUCUACCAUCAUCUCAAAAAAAAGAAAAAAAAAAUUAAAUGUCUACAAUUCCUCUAUUAGUUUCUUUUUUCUCAAACUGAGCACAGAGAAAGUUUUAUACUAUCAAUCGUUCCAGCCUCUUCGUCUCCUCGACCUUGACUGACAACGUGAUCCGCAUCCUCAAGGUCCUCUCUAUUCGCUUAUGAUUGACUUUGUGUAAAUUCUGUGUGUGUAUUUUUUCUCUGUUUUUAGUUUGUGCUCAAUAUCUAUUUGGAUGAUGGGAAAGUAGAGGAAAAGAGGAGGGAAAUAAAAUAUGCUUCCGGGAGUUUGUGUUUUCCUGUUGUUUUAUAUCUGAAAAUUUCCUCAUAUAGCAACUUUCGAAAAGCUAACUGUAUUGGUAUAUUAGGGUAUCGUUGUAAAUAUGAUAUCAUUUGUAUUCUUAGGGAAACAGAAUAUGCUUCUGGGAUUUUUUUUUUUUUUUUUUGGUAAACGCUUCUGGGAGUUUGUGUUUUCCUGUUGUUUUAUAUCUGAAAUUUUCCUCAUAUAGCAACUUUCGAAAAGCUAAUUGUAUUGGUAUAUUAGGGUAUCAUUGUAAAUAUGAUAUAAUUUGUAUUCUUUUGGAUAAACUAAUGGAUUAUGGGAUGUGUUCUAAAAAGUAAAUAAAUGAAUAACUUUCUAAUGGGAGAUGCAUCAUUGAAAUAAAUCGUUCUCUUCUUCACUAAUUUUUUUUUUUCUUUUUUCCAAUUUAAUUGAAUGUACUUUUUUUAAUCUUUAUUGUGGUUCAAGGUUUGCCCGUUAUUUCCAAUGGCUUCCAUGAGCAUUGAAAAAGCCUCAUCUUUGUCAUUAUUUUCUUCUUCGAUAUCAAGAUGGAAAUAUGAUGUUUUUCUCAGUUUUAGAGGUGAGGACACUCGUAAUAGUUUUACAGACCAUCUAUAUGCUGCUUUGAAACAAAAGGGCAUUGUUACUUUUAGAGAUGAGGAAAACCUUGAGAGAGGAAAAUCUAUAUCACUAGAGCUCUUGAAAGCAAUUGAAGAAUCAAGGUUUGCAAUUGUUAUCCUCUCAAGAAACUAUGCAUCUUCUAUUUGGUGUUUGGAUGAACUUGUAAAUAUCAUUAGAUGUAUGAAAGAGACGGGAAUGAUAGUUAUGCCGACUUUUUACAAUGUGCAUCCAUCAGAUGUACGGAAACAAACAGGAACCUUUAUUGAAGCCUUUAAUGAACAUGAAGAAAAAUUGAAAGAGAACAUAGAAAAGGUACAAACAUGGAGAGCUGCUUUAAGAGAAGUGGCCAAUCUCUCUGGGUGGCAUGUACAAGAUAGGUCUGAGUCAAAUAUUGUCCAAAACAUUGUUGGACAAUUAUGGCAUAAAUUGAGUUAUUCAUUCUCAGAAGAUACCAAAGAUAUGGUAGGAAUAGAAUCUCGUGUGAGGAAAUUGGAGUCAUGUUUGGCUAUUGGAUUAAAUGAUGUUCGCAUUAUAGGGGUUUGGGGGAUGGGGGGAAUAGGUAAAACAACUCUUGUUAGAGUUGUUUUUCGUAUGAUUUCUAAUAAAUUUGAAGGUUGUUGUUUUCUUGCUAAUGUUAGGAAAAUUUCUAAAAAAAAUGGUUUCAUUCCAUUACAAGAACAACUUAUUCUUCAAAUUUUGAAUGAGAGUAUGUGUAUAAAAGAUGUUGAUGAUGGAGUUUUUGUGAUCAAGAAUAGGUUACGACAUAAGAAAAUUCUUCUCAUUCUUGAUGAUGUAAGUCAAUUGGACCAAUUAAACAAGUUAGCUGGGAAGCAUAUUUGGUUUGGUUCAGGUAGUAGAGUUAUCAUAACAACAAGAGAUAAGCAUUUGCUUCAAACACUUGGAGUAGAUGGAAUAUAUGAGGCUAAUGGAUUGAAUGAUGAAGAAUCUCUACAACUUUUUAGUUUAAAAGCUUUUAAAAAAGACCAUCCUCCUAAAGAUUAUCUAAAGUUGUCCAAAGAUUUUGUAUAUUAUGCUAAAGGCCUUCCUUUAGCUAUUGAGAUUUCGGGUUCCUUUUUGUUUGGCCGAAGCAUUGAGCAAUGCAAAAGUAUAUUAAAUAGGCUUAAAGAAUUUCCUGCAAGUGAUAUUCUCCAAGUACUUAGAAUAAGUUUUGAAGAACUACAUGAAACAGAGAAGGAAAUAUUCUUACAUAUUGCAUGUUUCUUCAAUCAUAAGAAGAAAAUUGAUGUAGUAGAAAUACUAGAUAAUCUUGGUUUGUACUCUGAUGUUGGAUUAGAGAUUCUUUUUGAUAAAUCUCUUCUAAAAUUUGUUGGUGGUAGUGUGUGGAUGCAUGAUUUACUACAAGAAUUGGGAAAGAACAUAGUUUAUGAAGAGUGUCCUAAAGAGUCGGGAAAGCGUAGCAGAUUGUGGUUGUUUGAGGACAUUAACGAUGUACUAACAGAAAAUAUGGGAACAGAAGCAAUUCAAGGUAUAGUUCUAAAGUUGCAUGAGCCAAAAGUGGCAUAUUGGAAUCCUGAAUCUUUUUCAAAGAUUAAUCAUCUUAAAAUGCUUAUAAUUGAUAAUAUUCAACUUCAACAUGAUCUAAAAGGUCUUCCUAAUGCCUUGAGAUUUCUUGAUUGGAGUGGAUACCCUUCAAAAUCUUUCCCAUCAAGUUUCCAACAAAAGUCUCUUGAGAGGUUGAAAUUCAUCAGAUUGAAGAAAUCCCUAAAACUAAAUGAAACCCCUGACUUCAGCAAAAUCCCAAAUCUUGAGAAAUUAGAUCUUCAAGGUUGUAUUAAUUUACCAGGGGUGCACCCAUCAAUUGGGGUUCACAAAAAGCUUACUCUUGUCAAUCUAAAAGGUUGCAAAAACCUCAAAACUCUCCCAAGAAAGUUUGAAAUGGAGUCCCUUGAGAUUCUUAUCCUUUCUAGCUGUUCAAAAAUUAAAAGAAUUCCAGAAUUCGGGAAAAGCAUGAAACAUUUAUUAAAGCUUUACUUGGAUGACACUGCAAUUACAAAACUACCCACAUCAAUUGAGCAUUUGGCUGGCUUAGCUUCAUUGAAUUUAAGAAAUUGUGAAAAUCUUUUGUGGUUACCCAACACCCUUUUUAAUUUGAAGUUGCUUAGAGAUGUGGACCUUUCUGGGUGUUCAAAACUUGAGAAACUACCUGAGAACUUGGGGAAUGCAGAAAAUAUAGAGGAGUUAGAUGUGAGUGGAACAGCUAUAAGACAGGUGCCUUCUUCCAUUGGUCUCUUAAAAAAUUUCAAAGUGCUAUAUUUUCGUGGAUGUAAGAGAUUAUCAUCAUCUUAUAAAUCAUGGUAUGAGCGCCUCCUAUUUUAUUCAAUGCCAAGAAGCCCCAAUCCCUUGGAUUUGUUAUUAUAUUAUCUCUCAAGUUCAUGUUCUAUGACCAGGUUGGAUCUAAGUAACUGCAAUCUCAAAGAAAUCCCCAAUGAUAUUGGUUGCUUGUUCUCUUUAGAAAAAAUAAAUCUUAGUGGAAAUGAUUUUUUUUGGCUUCCUAGUAGCAUUGGUCGACUAUCUAAUUUGACACAGAUGAGGUUGUAUAAUUGCAUGAGUCUUCAAUCAUUUCCCAAGCUUCCAUUAAAUAUUCGUUCCAUUGGGGCAAGAGGUUGUAUCUCACUAGAAAUGUUACCAGAUCUACUACAAUUAAAUGAUUCAAUUAAACCAUCUCUUUUUCUUGAGAAUUGCUUGAAAUUGACAGACAAUCAAGGCUUCAUUGACAUGUUCAUUGCGGUGAUAAAAAAGAUCCUUCAGGGACUCCCUCUUCAAUACAGAAAUUAUAGAAGAUAUGGAAUUGUUGUUCCUGGAAGUCAUAUUCCAGAGUGGUUUAGCUAUCAAAGUAUGGGGGCUAAAGUGAAUAUAAAAGAACCAUCUCAUUUGUGCAAUGAUUGGAUGGGAAUUGCUGUUUGUGCUGUAUUUUUUUCACCUCACCAAAUUGAUGACCACCGUGAUUUUAUCUUUUAUUUGAUAGCCAAUGGAAAAAAUUUAUCUUUAAGGCCAUGCAUGAACUACAUGCCUAAGGUUUUAUCUGAUCACCUUUGGCUAUUCUAUUUUUUUCCUCAAUACUAUGACAAGGAUGACAUAAAAUUAUUGUGGGAAUGUGAUACAAAUGGAUUUAGUCAAAUUGGCAUUAGAAUUGAAAUCGAAGCUUUAGGCUUGGAGGUGAAGAAAUGUGGGUUCCGCAUGGUAUACAAGAAAGACAUUGAAGAUCUCAACCAGACUAUGACUCAAUGUAGCAACAAUUGCAUCACCGCUUUUAAGGGCUUGGAUGUUCUCCAUCAUAAUUUCAACAAAGUCAAGCGAAACCGUGAUGACUAUGAUGGAACUAGGCCUAGCGGAGAAGGAAGGUCUAAUGAUGUACCACACCCAAAAAGGAUUGAAGGGCUCAGAAAAUUUAUGGCGCUUGAUAACUCUGAUUGUAAGGAUUUAAGUGAGUAUGAGGAAUGUGGUGGGGAGUUGAGUGAUUGGGAGAAAUCUAGUGAAAGUAACCUUGAAGGCUAAUCAACUUUUUCGUCUCCAUUACUAGAAUGAGAAGAUUUCAGAUUAAUCUACAAGGGCUUUACAUGCAAAGUGGGGCUAGGCCAAUUGAAUCAAGUCAACUUACAUUCAGCCAGUCAUGAAUUCAAGAGAUUAUUCAAGUUGGGUUGGAAAGUUAAUUUAAAGGGCUACAACUUUGUAGUUUACCAAAAGCCCGAAUUUUGAAGUUAAAUGGGCCAAAAUAGUCGGUUAAUUAAAGCCUAAAAAUCUGGGAUUUUCUUCAAACGGGAAUUCAACUUGUAAUAGGAUUCCUUGACCUAUUUAAAAGCUCUUUAGGGCAAAAUUCAGGGAGGCCAGUGCUAGGGCUGCAGGUGCCGCAUUGAAGGUUUUUUUUUUUGGAGUCUUUCUGAAGAGGAGGAUUUGAGGACAAAGGCGAGAGCUUCAUGUUGAUCAACCAAUUCCGAUGAAAGACAUAAGUUUUAUUUGUUUUUCUUUUCAAUUUGAUUAUGAACUAAAUUUUAUUUUCUAGAGCGUUGAUGUAGUCUAACAAUGAACACACAAUUUAUAUUUUGAGUUAUUUUAUUUUUAA